UAUAAACACAUUCACUGUGUGAUUUGCUGCUCAGUUUGUCAUUAUUUCUCUAAUCAUCGUUUCGUACGAAUAUGGCGAUACAGUAUCAACUCCUGAAGAGAGCCAUAGAUAGAUUUACGAGUUCUUCCAGUAUUCAUCAUCGCCGUGCUAUUUCCUUACUCCGUGCUGAUUUCUCCACUUCCGAUGCUCCGCCGCAGAUUCCGCCGUUCGAUCACCAGCCGCGGCCGUAUAAUGGUCCUUCCGCCGAUGAAGUUUUCCAGAAACGGAAGAAGUUUCUCGGACCUUCUCUUUUCCACUUCUACCAAAAGCCUCUUAACAUUGUUGAAGGGAAGAUGCAAUACUUGUUUGAUGAGAGUGGUAGGCGAUAUCUGGAUGCAUUUGCUGGAAUUGUCACUGUCUCAUGCGGUCACUGCCAUCCCGAUAUUCUAAAUGCUAUUAUGGAACAAAGCAAGCUACUUCAGCACGCCACGACCAUUUACCUGCAUCAUGCCAUUGGCGAUUUCGCUGAAGCGUUAGCUGCCAAGAUGCCUGGAAAUCUAAAGGUUGUGUACUUUGUUAAUUCUGGCUCUGAAGCUAAUGAGCUAGCAAUGAUGAUGGCUAGGCUUUACACCGGUAGCCUUGAGAUGAUUUCGUUGAGAAAUGCUUAUCAUGGUGGAAGUUCCAAUACCAUUGGACUAACAGCUCUUAACACAUGGAAGUACCCAUUACCACAGGGUGAAAUUCAUCACGUUGUAAAUCCAGAUCCAUACCGUGGAGUAUUUGGCUCUGAUGGUUCUCUUUAUGCUAAAGAUGUCCAAGACCACAUCGAGUAUGGUACCUCUGGAAAAGUAGCUGGAUUUAUCGCAGAGACUAUCCAGGGGGUUGGAGGAGCUGUAGAAUUGGCUCCUGGUUAUUUAAAGUCGGUUUAUGAAAUUGUGCGCAACGCUGGUGGUGUAUGCAUUGCUGAUGAAGUCCAGACUGGAUUUGGCCGAACAGGAAGUCAUUAUUGGGGUUUCCAGACUCAAGAUGUGGUUCCUGACAUAGUCACUAUGGCAAAGGGAAUUGGAAAUGGAUUGCCAUUAGGAGCGGUGGUGACUACACCAGAAAUUGCGAGUGUUUUAGCUAGCAAAAUUCUGUUCAACACAUUUGGUGGAAACCCGGUUUGUUCAGCUGGUGGACUUGCUGUUCUAAACGUUAUUGAUAAGGAGAAACGCCAAGCACAUUGUGCUGACGUUGGCUCACACCUUAUUCAACGUUUGAAAGAUCUGCAGAAAAGACAUGAUAUCAUUGGAGAUGUGAGAGGAAGAGGACUAAUGGUUGGGAUCGAGCUUGUGAGUGACCAGAAAAACAAGACACCAGCAAAGGCUGAAACAGCUGUCUUGUUUGAGCAACUCAGAGAACUUGGCAUUCUCGUUGGAAAAGGGGGACUCCAUGGGAACGUUUUCAGGAUAAAGCCACCGAUGUGUUUCACUAAAGACGAUGCAGAUUUCUUGGUAGAUGCAUUGGAUUAUUCCAUCUCCAGGUUGUGAGGAAGGAUGAAACAAAGCGAAUAAGGAGGAUAUGAUCGCUAAUCUUAUAAAAAAACCAUCUGAACUUUUGUGUACACAAAAAAAAAUAAAAUUGUAUUCAUUUCUUGUACUUUUCAGUAAUGACUAAUGACCAAAUUUGCUGGAAAUUAGCAAAAGUUCUCUUAAAUA
This is a messenger RNA of Capsella rubella, 1676 nucleotides long. Its product is annotated as alanine--glyoxylate aminotransferase 2 homolog 1, mitochondrial. The record is from RefSeq and is a predicted model, not a curated record. Gene Ontology annotation, cellular component: mitochondrion. The transcript is spliced from 9 exons. The coding region runs from base 72 to 1508 and encodes 478 amino acids. Gene Ontology annotation, molecular function: L-alanine:glyoxylate transaminase activity; pyridoxal phosphate binding. Lineage: Eukaryota; Viridiplantae; Streptophyta; Magnoliopsida; Brassicales; Brassicaceae. Gene Ontology annotation, biological process: glyoxylate catabolic process.